Messenger RNA from Ceratosolen solmsi marchali, 1475 nucleotides. RefSeq names its product Mitochondrial phosphate carrier protein 1 (gene Mpcp1). NCBI's taxonomy places the organism in Eukaryota, Metazoa, Arthropoda, Insecta, Hymenoptera, Agaonidae. Gene Ontology annotation, biological process: mitochondrial phosphate ion transmembrane transport. Bases 350 to 1414 code for a protein of 354 amino acids. The record is from RefSeq and is a predicted model, not a curated record. Gene Ontology annotation, cellular component: mitochondrial inner membrane. Gene Ontology annotation, molecular function: phosphate transmembrane transporter activity. The transcript has 6 exons.
AUAGGGGUGGAAAUCAGAAGUUUCAGUCGCAUAUGUAGGGUGUCGGUUUAGAUUUUAAAUUUAAAUUCGAGACACUCCGAACUUUAGCGAACACGAAAUUUGAAAUAUAGACACAGGUAACGACGGGCGAUAGUAUACAUAAAGAAGAAUUGUGGCUAGGGAACUGUCGAGUUUCGAUCGUCAAAAGUAGAGGCUCGUGUUAGCGGAUCAAAUCUCGUGCUGCCGAUUCAAGCCCUAAGUUGAUCAACUUCACUUUCCUUCCACCCACCACGGUAGGUGGAUCUGAGAAGAUCGAACUCGACCCACUCUUCCCGGUAGCAGUAAAAUUUUGGGAAAGUUGGAAGACAAAAUGUGGUCCUCACUUCUGGAAGCAGCGAAGUCGAAUCCCUUCGGGGGCAUACGUCAGGCACAGCUAGACAAACGUCAAGCACUGGACAAUCAGGGAAUUGUCACAGGUCGGAGCAUUUCUGCUGCAAGCGCUUUACCCGGUGAUAGCUGCGAAUUUGGAUCAAAUCACUACUUUAUGUUAUGUGGUCUAGGAGGUAUUUUAUCAUGUGGUCUUACUCACACAAUGGUUACUCCCCUGGAUUUAGUAAAGUGUCGUAUUCAAGUAAAUCCUCAAAAAUACACGUCUGUAUUAAAUGGAUUCCGUGUAACGCGUGCUGAAGAUGGUGUUAAAGGUUUAGUAAAGGGCUGGGCUCCUACAUUCUUUGGGUAUUCCAUUCAGGGAAUGUUUAAAUUUGGACUCUAUGAAGUCUUUAAAGUACAAUAUUCAAAUUUAGUUGGUGAAGAAAUGUCUUACGAAUACAGAACAUCGUUGUAUUUGGUAUCUUCUGCUUCAGCUGAAUUUUUCGCUGAUAUUGGAUUAGCGCCAUUUGAAGCUGCCAAGGUAAAAAUACAAACCACACCUGGCUUUGCUAAUACAUUACGAGAGGCAAUGCCAAAAAUAUAUGGAGAAGAAGGUUUAUCUGGAUUCUAUAAAGGGCUGGUACCUUUAUGGCUUCGUCAAAUUCCAUAUACAAUGAUGAAGUUCGCCUGUUUUGAGCGUACCGUUGAACUACUAUAUAAAUUUGUUGUACCUAAGCCACGUCAAGAUUGUACCAAAGGAGAACAAUUACUUGUUACAUUUGCUGCUGGUUAUAUUGCUGGUGUUUUCUGUGCUGUUGUAUCACACCCAGCUGAUUCGGUGGUGUCCAAAUUAAAUCAAGAAAAAGGAGCAAGUGCCGUUGAUGUAUUAAAGAAAUUAGGUUUCGGUGGCAUGUGGAAAGGCUUAGCACCCAGAAUCGUUAUGAUUGGUACACUUACUGCUGCUCAAUGGUUUAUUUAUGAUGCUGUGAAGGUGUGGCUGCGCAUGCCACGUCCUCCUCCACCAGAAAUGCCAGCAUCUUUAAAGAAGAAAUAUGGAGUAUCAUAAAUAUUCUGUAUUUUUUAAAUAUGCAUCAUCUAAUUGAAAAAAAAAAAAAAAAACUAGAGAA